Molecule: messenger RNA, 3508 nt
Organism: Postia placenta MAD-698-R-SB12
Lineage: Eukaryota; Fungi; Basidiomycota; Agaricomycetes; Polyporales; Adustoporiaceae
Exons: 3
Coding region: 1-3312 (1103 amino acids)
Source: RefSeq, a predicted model, not a curated record
AUGUCGACCACCACUCAGAUCUUGUUCAACUCUCCCGCCUUGCACUCGCUCAAACGCGAGCAGCUGGUUAAACUCUGCAAAAUACACUCCAUCAAGGCCUCCGGCAAGAACGCCGAGCUCAUCGAACGUCUCAAGCAGCGCGCACAGGAGCUGCCCCAGUCCGAAGACGGUACCCUGCACAUCGGUGGGCUCACGUUCCCGAGCGACGUCGACGUGCCACGUUUCCAGAUGCCCCGCCCCAGCGAACAGUGGGAGAUCGUCAUGGAGGACAUAGAGGAGGUACAGGAAAGCACCUCGCUCGGCACGAUAUCCUCCAAAGGCAGCCUGCGCACGCAGGGGACUGCCGGGGAAUUCGGUACAAGCAACUCAAAGUCAUCGACCGUAGGUACCUCCAUCAAGGCACUUGCCACGUCUCUCGGCAUUAAGCGUGCGACAUCGACCAAGUCUUCCAACUCGGAACAACGCCCCCCCUCAAUCUGGGAUGGGUCCCGCCAAGACGAACUCACAAAGCACGCGGUCCCGUAUAGCGAGCUGCCGCCAGCACCAUCGCUUCCGCGGACCGAUGCUGCUGUCGACUGGAAUGCCGGCGCCAACGCCGAUGGCGACGUGUCCAUGUCGGCCCCCGUCCCGGGCAGCCCGUCGCGGCCAGGCGCCCCUGCCCCGGCGAACGCGCGGCUGAGCAUGGGCAACAAGGGCGCCACGACGACCAUCCGCCUCAUCUCCGCUGCCCAGCGCAACGACCACGACGCCCCCGGCACGCCACAGCUCCCGCCGUUCCAAACCAACUUUGAUCUCGAGAUGGGCUCCCCGGCCCCGGGCGCGUCCCCGGGACACCGUCCGAACGUGUGGCCUGCCUCGCCUGGAAACACCUUACAGGGACGCCGUCUGUAUCCUCUUGUUCCCUUCGAGGACAUGGUCGGCGGCGGCACCAUGACUGCCGGUACACUACCGCACCCGCACCCGCAUGCCGCACGCGACGAAGAUGAUGCCGCCCGCAUGCCCGGCGGGAUACUCACCUUCACGAACGCUACACCCGCGAAGGUCUCUGCGCCGCUGUUCUCCAAGCCGACCCCUCAGCCCGCCGACGCGCCGGACAUGUUCUCGCCCAUGCGCCCGCCCCACGCCAACGCUGUGAAGCCCGCCCCGGCUCUUCGACCGCGCUCGGAGCCGUUCCUGUUUGGCUCGCCGCUGCCGCGCCACAGUCUGUCCAACAAAGAGUUCGGCGACGCCGCGGCAUCCGUGCUCGAGGAGAUGAACCGCCGCGUCGCCGAAGCUCGUGCGGCGAAGGGCGGCGAAGCUAAGGCGCCCGCGCGCGGCGUCCAAGAUGCCUUCGCGGACGUGUUCAGCGCCAACGACAGGGCCCAUCAGCGUACAGGCAGCACGGACCGCUUCGCGAAGGCGCACGAAGACGCCUUCGGCAAGAUGGACUCUAUUGUUAACCACUAUGCCGCGCGCCGUCCACCGCAGGCGCAGGCGCAGCCCAACUCGAAGAAGCGCAAGUCGGACGCGCUGGGCAUCGGGCCCGCACCGGGGGCGAAGCGGAAGAGCAGCGCGGCCGGUGCGCGCGUUAUCAGUGCGGGCGUGCGCAAGAAGAUGGGCGUGCCUGGUGCGUUUGGCGCCGACGAAGACAACGACAACGACAACGACAACGACGGCGACGACGACGGCAGCGAAGAGGAUCCUGGCGACCGCCGCUCAUCGAAGCGAAUCCGUACGACAUCUGGCAACGAUGUGCAUAGUGGUCAGAGAGUCUCGCUCGCUCCUUCGGCCGGCGCGGAUCCGGACGCCGAGGACCUGAAGAAGCAGAAGGAGCGUGAGGCUAUACGCCGCAAGCUCGACGCCAACAAGGCCAGGAGGCGCAGCAGCAGGGGCCGAGUCAGUAUUGGCGGCAAGCCGCCGGCUGGGAAGGCAAAGACGUCCCGCUUCGGGUUCCUUGCAUCUGCCAAGUCUCUGGUGCGCAAUGUAUGGAACAUGGGUGCCGGGGCGUCGAAGGACACCAAACCCGCUGCGCAGCCGUCUUCCACUGUGCCCGUCGCGAAGCCCGCACAGGCGCCGCAACCCGCGCCCACGCCCAAGCCAGCUGCAGGUUCCUCUGCGGCGACGCGGAAGCAGUCGACUGGAGCUGAUAAUGUUAGCGUGAGGAGCGCAGCGACCACGGCCCGCACUACUACGGGGACCGCUUCGAGUCGCUUGUCGCAGGCAUCGAACUCGACCACGGCUUCCAAGAACACCGCCUCGACCAGCUCCUCUCGGCAGUCCAUGGCACGGGUCCGCGCUCCCAUCCCGUCGUUCUCCAGCGCCUCCAAAGGCACCAAACCGCCUGACGGAGCCGCCAGCUCGAGAACGAGUGUGGCUGCGAGGCCUUCCUCGUCAACGACAUCGCGCACCAGUGUCCGGCCUAGCUCCAUAGCGGGAGCAUCAUCACUAGGAACAAGGAGCAGUCUCGUCUCUGCCGUGAGGGGUCCGGUAACGUCCAUGGGUGCGAAGCGCAGUAUUUCCGGCUCCGGCGGCACUGGCGUUGGCACGACAGGCUCAACUCGUACAAUGAGCAGCGAUGCAGUGGAUGGUUCUGGUUCGGAUGCACCAACGGUCAAGAAGCGGUCCUCUUCGCUCAUGGCCCCGACGGCGAGCUCAAUGGCCAAGAGACAGAGCACUGUCCGCGCGGGCGCGGAAACCUCGGGAAGGCCCCCGGGUCUCUCAGCGGUAGCUGAGCAGACUGCCCGUCCUGCUCCUGCCCCAAGCAGGCGGCCCUCUGGCAAUGCCCGGUCACCCAAGAAGACCACCCUUGGCAUCAUCACGAACAGCCCCCGAUCGCCGCGGCUGAUCAAGAUUUUCGACAAACCACUGACGACGACGACAUUCUCGAGCCCUUCGUCCCCGACUUCUCCUCCUGCUCACAAGCCCUCGCUUUCCGCAGCGGUCAAUGCUAUCAUGGGCACACCGUCCCGGAUUCCCAGACUCGCAGUGCCGCCAAAGCCCAAGGCGCUCGUUGCGCGGAAGCCGCGAGUUUCUCGUUCUCGGGUCAUCGCGAAGAUGGGAGCGCAGCGCGCCCCAGGACAACCGGCUCUCGCGACCACUGUGGCGCCUGCUGCCCGCACGCGAUCUAGCAUGGGCGGCAGGAAGUCGCUCGGUGGCGUGAAGGGAGGCCGCCAGAGUGCUGGCGCAGAGGUCAUCAAAAGUGCGGUGAAGAAGAGGGCCCGGCAGAGUGAAUGUGCCGCCCGGCGGAGGAGCCGUGCUGCAGCUGACUCGAGACACGUACAGAUUGACGAUCACGACAUGACUACCGCCAUUGCGAUGGAUACAGACCCUUGAUUUUGAGAUGUUACGCAUGCCCGUCAUGACUCGCUAUGUUUCUUGACUGUCCCCAUUUUCUGUAUCAUGGCCGUAUAUGCGUUCACGAGGGGUGUUGCGCGCUGGGCGCAUGCGACUUGUGAUAUGUGCCAUGCCGUAUCUUAGCAGGUGCCUGACGAUCUAUAGAUGAUAUGAGAGCCGAUUUGGGUACCACCAC